UAAGUAUUGUUGAAGUUAUCUAAACUAGUCUCAAGUCAUUCGUUUACGAACCCCUCUUUCUCACCCUCUCUUCCCCUCCCUCUCUCACCUUCACAUCUCGUAUUCCUCAUCCUCCUAAUUCCUGUUCCCCAAUAAAUAUAGCUACUAGCCUACCAGGCUUCAGUUGUAUACCUACACCUUACUACACCUCCGCCACACCAUAAACAAACAGAAACCCACCCACACCACCACCACCACCAUGUUCUGGUUCUCUUCCCACCAACAACAACAGCAACAGCAACAACCUCCUCUCCUCCCAACCCUCCCCACCUCGAAAUCCAAAAUCCGUAGAACCCUCAAAGCCCCCGGCCGCCCCAUCGCCAUUCGCAAAGACCACAUUACCGACACCAAGACCCUCCUAAUUGUGCGUCCUCAAGGCGAUGCCCAAUCCGCCGUGGCAUACAAAAUCCAAGAUGCCGACGGCAUGACGCUCUACACCGCUACGGGGCGCAAGUUCAGCAACCGACCUUGUCGCGAGUUCCGCGAUGCGUCGGGCCUCCCACUCUUCGAACUACACCGCAAGACUUCUUUCAAGAACAACUGGUCCGUCACCUUACCCGGCAGUAACCCAACUAGUCCGAUAGCCAAAAGUGCUGUCCAGCGCUCAUCCUUCAGUGCCGCCGGCUGGGGGAACUGCAAUUUCACCAUCACGUUCGACAAUGUAGCCGCGGCGGAUGGGAAGCAGCCUGAGGAGCGUACCCUGACAUUGGAAGUGCAACGGCAUGGGAAUGUGCUGGCGCUGUUUGAUAUCGUGGAUGGGGAUCGCAAGAUUGCCGAGGUGAAGGAGAGUAUUCGCCAUAAUGAGAAAUUGGCGCUUAUGCCUGCGUCUCGCCUUGGGUAUCGCCCUGUACUGGAUGUGAUUGUUACUCCCGGCGUGGAUAUGGCUUUGAUUGCAACGAUUGCGGUCAUUGCAUCGGACACAGUGUUUGCUUCGAACUAUUAAUUGCGCGCAUGUUUUUUUUGGGGACUCUGGAUAUGUCGGAACGCCAUUAUGGUUACCAUGAGAUUAUGAAACUGACGACUCUCUUUCUGUCUAUUCUUCUUUUCUCUUCUUUUUUCUUUUAUCGCUCUUGUUUUCCUCUUUUUUUCCAUCGGUUGU
Aspergillus eucalypticola CBS 122712 is the source of this 1138-nucleotide messenger RNA. RefSeq lists its product as uncharacterized. The record is from RefSeq and is a predicted model, not a curated record. Bases 239 to 982 code for a protein of 247 amino acids. The transcript has 2 exons. Lineage: Eukaryota; Fungi; Ascomycota; Eurotiomycetes; Eurotiales; Aspergillaceae.